Messenger RNA from Bombina bombina (fire-bellied toad), 4404 nucleotides. Its product is annotated as myb-related transcription factor, partner of profilin. The transcript has 5 exons. The record is from RefSeq and is a predicted model, not a curated record. Bases 187 to 1380 code for a protein of 397 amino acids. NCBI's taxonomy places the organism in Eukaryota, Metazoa, Chordata, Amphibia, Anura, Bombinatoridae. Gene Ontology annotation, biological process: regulation of DNA-templated transcription.
GCGUGCUGAUCGGCAGUCACAUGUCACUCAAACGGCGGUACCGAAAUACUUCCUAAUCCGCUGCCCGUGCUCUGAUUGACUGGGCUUUGCUUUUCUUUUUGCUGCGGAAUCUGGGAAAUGUAUUACUGUAAUACUCCGUGUGCCGUCACUUCCGGUUGUUAUUGGUAGGGUUGCUGGGAGGAACUGAUGGAUUUUGAUGAAGUUGCAGUUUACUUCUCUAAGGAGGAGUGGGAAAGGUUAACUGAAGAACAAAAAGUGCUGUACAACGAGGUGAUGAUGGAAAAUUACCAGACGCUCAGAUCUCUGGGGCGCAUCUAUGUAAAGCCGUUAAUUAUCGCAAAGCUUGAGAGAGGAAAAGAUCCAUACGUGCUUGGCCGACGGAAGAUCAAACACAAGAAAAUUCACUUAAAUGCCAACAAAUUCAAACACAGUGUACCAGACUUUCAAACAUGCGCAAGAACAUCUACGGGGAAGGUUAGAGAGCGAGCGGAAAGGUAUACACUGGAGGAGAAGGAUAUGCUGAUAAGGGAAGUUUUGGCGAGAGAGGACCUUCUUUGGAGUAAGACCACUCCCACCCCAGAUAGGACAAAGGCCUGGAGAGAGAUCACUGCUGCAGUGUGCCGCGUGGGUCGUUUCAGGACUGUGUUAUCUGUAAAGCACAGGUUUCAUGAUUGCAGGUCAGAAGUCAGGAAGAAGAUGGAGCAGGCUGCAGUAGGGAAGGAGGUGAAAUUUGCCCAUUGGGAGGAGCAGAUGAGGAAUCAUUUGGCCCGGACUCUUGUGGUGGAACCAGGAGUGCAUUCUUCCGCCCAGCAGUCUGAAGAAUCACAACAUCAUCAAGAAGAAGAAACUCAAGAAAAGGAGCAGCCUCAGGUCUUGCCAAGUCCUGUGGAGGGGAACAAUGAUAAUGUUUUGUUGGCUAUGAGUGCUCCACCUCAGCAAGAGCAACCUAUACAGCUGCCUUCACCACCUCUCCAGGAGCCAAGGAUGGAGGUUCCUCUGCCUCCUGUUCUCCCUCCAGAUCCAUUGCAACAUUUGCCACCUUUAUUCCCUCUUCCACCUGUGCCACCACCAGUCACCCCAGAGAUCCCACAACAUUUGGAGAUAAUAAGACAACUAAAGCUCUUCCAGGAAGAGAAAAAGAGGAAAAUCAGGUGGCAAAUGCGUAUCUAUGCGCAGCAAGAGAGGUAUUCAUAUCAGAUGGCUACAAUAAUUAACCUUCUGCAGCAGCUGGUGAAACGCGUUGCCAGGAGCCCCACACCUGAUCUUUCAAGACCAUCUUCAUCAAGUUCAUCUGUUGCUUCUCAGUAUAUUAAACGAAGGAUAAAAAGAGAGGCCUCUCGUACAAUGCAUAAAAAAUACAAAAAUCACAAAAACUUUUAGUAAAAUGGUGAUAUGAAGAGGCAGAAUUUAGAGCAACUAAGUAACAAGGUAGCUAGUGUUGUUGAACUGUUGAUAAUUUCUUUGUUAGUACUUGUUAUGAAUUAUUUAGCUUCAGUCUCAUUGUAUUGUGCAGGAAUCUAUCAACUUGUUAAUAUGGGCAGAAAAUCACUAACAGACUGAAUCACUGAAAGUCUAUCUGCAGGACUUAAUGGACAAAGUCCCGGUAAUGCAUCAAUGUAUAAUAUCAUGGCUCCUAAACAAAACAAAAAUAGGUCUUUAUACCAGCAGCAAGAGGCAAAGAAAGUAUAGAUCUGGAAGUAAAACUGAAGGUAAUUAAACAGUAUGAAGGUGGAAAACAAGUGAACGCUAUAGCUCAUGAUUUGGGCAUGUCACACUCCACAGUGACAACGAUCCUUAAGGAUAAGGAUACAAUUCUCAAGGCUGUUAAAGGAUCAGCUCCCCUGACAUCUACAAGGCUUACAAAAAUGAGAGAGGGACCCAUAUCUGAUAUGGAAACAAUGACAGGGAUUGAGGAUGAAACUUAGAAGCAAAGCCCUCUGAGCACACUGACCAUCACUGCUAAAGCACAAAAUUUAUAAUGCAGGACCAGACAAGGAGUUUACCGCUAGUUCUGGGUGGUUCCAGUGCUUCUAACAACAUUUUCUUUCCAAUGGCAUGGAGAGUCCACAAAUCCAUUCUAAUUACUAGUGGGAAUUCAACUCCUAGCCACCAGGAGGAGGCAAAGAACACCCCAGCAGAGCUGUAAGUAUCCUCCCACUUCCCAUAACCCCCAGACAUUCUUUGCCUUGUCCAUCAGGAGGAUGUACGAAGAUGGAGUCUGAAGAAGAUUAAUCCUUUAAUGGGAAGUUUCCUUGCAAGCAAGAAUUGGGGUAAAGCUGUGUCCACGUAAUCCUCUUGAGUAAGAGAUGUGGUGGCUUUUAGCUUUUGGAGGUCGGUGAGGUAGUCCUUGCUUUUCCUUCAACAAUUUAUGCUAACCCUAUAUGGAAAACCAGGGUUUGUUACUCUGCUUUUCCUCUUUCUCUUCAGGUCCCUGUCACAGGUCGUUUGAGUCUGUCAUACCUGAGGUGCUGUGCCUGCCCUGCAGCUAGAAACCCCUGAGGUAAGUGCUCUUCCCUUCUAAGUGAGAAGGCUCAGCACUUUGGGGGUUAAUCCCUUUUUUUAGAAAUGGAGUAUGGAAAUAGUUAAGAAAUCUCUUCAAUGUUGGGAUUGUUUUCAUGGGCAGUAUAUACACUCUGUGUGUCUGGAGUAUGAACUAAUCAUUCCUUAGUGGGAUCUGCAUUGAUCAUGCUAAUUGACAAACGGAUAUAAUUUGUCAUCCAUUCGGCUCUGGGUGUCCUAGACCUCAGUAGCCUGUACACGUUUCUACUUGAAAGAUCUCUGUAUACUAAGAAAGGGGCUGUCAGGUAACUCCGCCAUUAGAAACAGUGGUUAAGUGGGUGGUAAAUCUCACUUUACAAUGCACUGCUUAGUGUGGGUUAUAAAAAUGCCACAUGAUGGGCACUAAACUUCUGGACUGUAUGCAUCGCCAGUGUGUUUUUGAUGCGCUCUCUCUCAGCGGCGGUGGCUCAGUUUGUUAACUAACCAGGAUCGGACACCACCGCACGCUAUUAUGCAGUUGCAAAUUUUGGAGAUAUAGUGGAUCGGUUAUCUUUAGAUCCUUCCUGAGACAUGCAGGAACGUUUUUGUCCUCAGCCUAGUGCUGUUAUUUCCGCAUGUCGGCUUUGUGAGCUGAAGAUUUAUUUUUGGUAUGACGGCACCAUUUUAUGCACCAGCGAUCUGAAGUACGUGAUAGCUAAUAUUGCUGUAAGGAGACAGGCCGCAGGCGGUGCAGUGUUCAAAAUCUCUGUGUCCUUAGUGAUCUUAGCUGGUGAUGUGGUGCUCUUGUGUUUCUGAAGACCUUUUCACUGAUGGUCUUAGUGUUUUGGGCUUAAACCGGUGGCGGCGGGGUUAAUGAUCCUGCCACAGGUCGGUUUGGCGUGAUUUCGCCGGCUCCAUUGUUGGAUCUGGAUCGGGCCUUUUUAUCAAGGGUGUGGAACUUUAAUAAUGUUAUGUAUAUUAAUCUCCAUGCCUAGUUUCUGUUCAUUCUCAGUGGUGUUCACUAGAAUAUAUUUAUUGUCUUAUUUAAUAUUUUUUCCUCUUUUGCAGGAAUCCCUGGUGUCUGACGUCAUCUUGUGGUGAUUAAAGACAGCUCAAAUAGCACAGUAGCUGAGUGAACUAUUUAUUUAGUAACAGAGUUACUGGUUUGAUUUCCCAUACUGGUAGGGGAAAAAUAUUUAAAGGGUAUUUUUCCAUUUUAAUGGAGAAUAUUUUAAUUUUUCCCAUAAGGGAAAAUAUAAUAUACAGAAUUAAUAAUAUAUUAAUUAAUAUACAGAAUUAUUUGUAGCUGUUUACACCUGUUCUAUAAUGUGUUUUUUUUUGCAGGUUACACAUUUAUUAUUUAUUACAUGGGAGUUGAGUUCUUUGCUCUCAAAAGCAAAUAUUAUCCUUAUAUAUAUUUAUAUUAUAUUUCUUCUCUUAGUGAGAUUUCCUGCUUAUGACUGUUGCAACAUCGUCCUCUGUUAAAAUCAUAUUUUUCUUAAGUGUAUUAUAGAACAUUAUCACCAAGAUUAAGUGUUUUAAUGAUGAAAAAAAUGGCCAUUUCAGCGUUAAAACAGCACAGCAGCCAUUACAAGUAUUGUCGGUAUAGCUUUACCGCAAGCCUUUUAGCCUGUAACGCAACGUUAGUCCGCACACGUAAAAAUUAAGUUUUUUCAUGGGAAUUCCAUAGCGCUGCCAUUACAAAUUUUGCGUUCUGGUUAAAAAGCUUGCGUUACACCCUAAAACGACAAAAUCCGUAACGCCACCUGAAAGCAGUAGUUAUGAGUUUUAUGCAACAAAACUGUUACAAAACUGUUACAAAACUGUUACAUAAAACUCAUAAGUAAAGUGUUAAAAAGUACACUAACACCCAUAUACUAACCUAUUAACACUUAAACCGAUGCACUCCCGCAUCACAAACACUAU